Geodia barretti is the source of this 2127-nucleotide messenger RNA. Lineage: Eukaryota; Metazoa; Porifera; Demospongiae; Tetractinellida; Geodiidae. The record is from the annotation of a GenBank genome assembly.
AUGAUGGACAGCGAGAUCCCCCAGAUUGCCCGCGAGCUUCAAUUGACCGAAGGGCAGGUUGAGGCCACGGUUGGUUUGCUGGACGACGGCGGCACGGUGCCCUUCAUUGCACGGUACCGCAAGGAGAAUACCGGCAGCCUUGACGAGGUGGCGAUCACAGGCAUUCGGGACCGGUUGGCGCAGCUGCGAGAACUCAGGGACCGACGGGAGGCCAUCCUGGCUUCCCUGGACAAGCGGGGUCUGCUCAGCGAGGAAUUGCGGAAGGCCGUUCUAUCUGCCGAAACCAUGGCAGUCCUGGAGGAUACCUACCUGCCCCACCGGCCCAAGCGGCGUACCCGCGCGGCCAUCGCCAGGGAAAGAGGGCUGGAACCCCUGGCGUUGCGCCUCUGGGGUCAGGACGAUUUUGACGUCACCCGGGCUGCUGAUGAGUACGUCAACCCCCAAGCGGGCGUGGCAAACGCCAGCGAGGCCCUGAAUGGAGCCCGGGACAUAAUCGGCGAGUGGGUCAGCGAGGACCCCACCGCGCGGAAGGAAAUCCGGGAGCUGUUCUGGUCGCAGGGCGCCAUUUCCGCCGCGGUGGCCUCGGGCAAAGAAUCGGCAGCGAUCAAGUACCGGGAUUACUUUGCCUGGCAGGAACCGGUUGCCAGCGCGCCUUCCCACCGGAUCCUGGCCAUGCUCCGGGGCGAGAAGGAAACAUUGCUUUCGGUCCGCAUCGCGCCGCCGGUAUCGGCGGCAACCGCGAUCCUGGAGCGGAUCUUCGUCGGAGCAGAAACGGAGGCCGCCGUGCAGAUCCGGCUGGCCAUUCGGGAUCGAUACCGACCGUUGCUGGAAUCCCCAAUGGAAAGGGAGGUCCGCAAAGCAGCGAGAGUUCGUGCCGAGGACACCGCCACCGGGGUAUUCGCCGACAAUCUCCGCGAGUUGCUGCUGGCGCCGGCCCUCGGCCAGAAGAACACCCUGGCCCUGGAUCCCGGGUUUCGCUCCGGUUGCAAGUUGGUGUGCCUGGACCAGCAGAGCCAUCUGCUGCACCACGACACCGUCUAUCCGUUGCUCGGGGAACGGGGCGAGGCGGAAGCCGCCGCGAAAAUACUCCUCCUGUGCCGUCAGUACCAAAUCGAGGCCAUCGCCGUGGGCAAUGGCACCGGCGGCCGCGAGACCGAAGCCUUUCUGAGGACCCUGGGGUUGGACCCCAAGAUCGCGGUGGUCAUGGUCAACGAGAGCGGGGCCUCGGUCUACUCAGCGUCGGAGGCGGCGCGAGCCGAAUUCCCGGAUCAGGACAUCACCGUCCGGGGAGCGGUCUCCAUCGGUCGCCGGCUCAUGGACCCCUUGGCCGAACUGGUCAAGAUCGAUCCCAAGUCCAUCGGUGUGGGCCAGUACCAGCACGACGUUGAUCAAAAGGCUCUGAAGGAACGCCUGGACGAUGUGGUGAUCAGUUGCGUCAACCAGGUGGGGGUGGAACUGAACACCGCCAGCCCAGAGUUGCUGUCAUACGUUUCCGGCCUGGGACCCCGUUUGGCCAAUGCCAUCGUGGAGUACCGGAACCGCAACGGCCCUUUUGCCUCCCGGGAUUCCCUGAAGAAAGUGCCGCGCCUCGGCCCCAAGGCUUUUGAACAGGCGGCCGGGUUUUUGCGCAUCAGAGCGGGCGCCCAGCCACUGGACGCCAGCGCGGUGCAUCCCGAGUCCUACCCGGUGGUGGAAACAAUCGCCAGGGACCUGGGCCGUCCGUUGGGACAGGUGCUGGGCGACGCCCGUAUCGCCGGCAAGAUCGAUCUCGCCCGCUACGUCAACGAUCGGAUUGGCCUGCCCACGCUGGAUGACAUCAUCAAAGAAUUGGCCCGGCCGGGACGAGACCCACGCCAGGAGUUCGAGCCUUUCGACUUCGCGGCCGGCGUCCACCGUAUCGAGGACCUGACGGUGGGCAUGAAAUUGCCCGGGGUGAUAACCAACGUUACCGGUUUCGGCGCCUUCGUCGAUGUCGGCGUACACCAGGACGGGCUGGUGCACAUCAGCCAACUGGCUGAGGGGUUCGUCCGCAAUCCCUCUGAUGUUGUCAAAGUACAGCAGCGGGUGUGGGUAACGGUGCUCGAGGUCGACCUGCAGCGCAAACGAAUUGCCCUGUCGCUGAAGUGA